CUGGUGGCGGUAAUGCACUAUUUCGUUGUUAAAAAUGUCAUGAAAAAUCAAGAAGAAGAAGGAGGAGAAGAAGAAGAGCGCCCAACAAGCCUUUCAAUGGAAACUGAAAGCUAACACGGGCUCAUGACAAGGCAGCUUUGACAGAAUCUCUGAUCUCCUGGAAGGUAGCAGGUGGAGCAGGUGUCAACAGAGACGGAGCCAGGAGGGGGACUGAUUUACCUGUGAAGACAAGGAAAAAGGAGGAGACGGGCACAAAGAGGGCUGCAAAUGGCUGGCUUUCUGGAUAACUUCCGCUGGCCAGAGUGCGAUUGCAUCGACUGGGGAGAGAGGAGGAACGCAGUGGCUUCUAUUGUGGCUGGAGUUCUGUUCUUCACAGGCUGGUGGAUCAUGAUUGAUGCAGCAGUGGCGUAUCCGACCAAGGAGCAAUUGAACCAUGCCUUCCACACAUGUGGUGUCUUCUCCACCAUAGCAUUUUUCAUGAUCAAUGCAGUUUCUAAUGGCCAGGUGAGGGGAGACACGUAUGGAGAAGGCUGUCUUGGCAGAACAGGAGCUCGUGUCUGGCUGUUUAUUGGUUUUAUGAUAAUGUUUGGCUCGCUCAUCGCCUCUAUCUGGAUCCUUUUCGGUGGCUACGUGGUGCCAAAGAAUGAAGUGGCACCAGGCCUGGCUGUAUUCUUUCAGAAUGCCUUCAUCUUUUUUAGCACUCUGAUCUACAAGUUUGGCCGGACUGAAGAUUUAUGGGGUUAGAGGGUCUGUCUUAUUACUGACACACAAACACAGGGUCCUUAGGGUCAGUAUUUUAAGUAAAACAUUUAUAGAACCUCCACUCCAAACACAUGAAUCCAUAAAUUUUAUAACCAGCACUGCUUUUUAACUGGCAAGCACACACACACACACACACACACACACACACACACACACACAGGCUCUGUCACUGGUUUGUUGGUCAUUUGUGUAUUUUUUGUUUUGUUCAUGCUGUUUAAAUGAGGGAAUUUCUGUUUGUUGUUGUGAACUGAGGAACCAGGCUCAUUUAGUUUCAUUGCAUCUCCAGUGAAUCCCCAUAUGUUGAGGGUUACAGUGUAAUUUCACUGUAGUGUAUAAAGUGUGUAAAUAUGUUGUGAGGUGGAUGUCAGAGCAGCCUCUUUUGUCUUCUUGCACUUUGUCCUGGUUUAUCUCCUGUUUGUAAAAUGAGAUGUAAGUAUUCAGGUUCUUGGGAUUUUUUUUCAGUAGCCACUUAAUGUCUGUAAAUAUUCCAGAAGAGAACAAAUCUUGUGAAGCUGUCAAUCAGACUGCUGUAGUAACAGUAUUAAGGAACUCGUAAUGGGCUCCUUUCUACCACAUAUAGAUGUGAAACUUUUUUAAUCAAGUGAGAUACACCUGUACCCUAAGGCUUUGACCUGUACAGGGUAAAGGGAAGAUGGAAACAGCCUUUUUAUCAUUCUUCUGACCUGUCAAGCUCCUAAGAUGUGAAAAAUAAAAACAAAAAGUGUCUUAUCGGCCAAAA
This is a messenger RNA of Toxotes jaculatrix (banded archerfish), 1501 nucleotides long. RefSeq names its product transmembrane protein 50B. Bases 268 to 744 code for a protein of 158 amino acids. NCBI's taxonomy places the organism in Eukaryota, Metazoa, Chordata, Actinopteri, Toxotidae. Gene Ontology annotation, biological process: late endosome to vacuole transport via multivesicular body sorting pathway; protein targeting to vacuole. The transcript has 7 exons. The record is from RefSeq and is a predicted model, not a curated record.